Pieris macdunnoughi is the source of this 2928-nucleotide messenger RNA. The record is from the annotation of a GenBank genome assembly. NCBI's taxonomy places the organism in Eukaryota, Metazoa, Arthropoda, Insecta, Lepidoptera, Pieridae.
AUGUUUCGCAAUAUUUGGCUUCAUUCAGAACAUCAAAAAUUCCAGAAGAUUAUUUGGAGAGAUGAUCAAUCCCAACCCUUAGGUGAAUUUCAGCUAGCCACUGUAACUUAUGGAACUAAGGCCGCACCUUUCUUGGCCAUGAUGAUCCUGAAAAGACUUGCAAUCGAUGAACGUUCAAAUUAUCCUUCCAGUAUCGCACCUGCUGUGUUAGAAAGCUCAUUUUACAUGGACGAUCUGUUGCAUGGGACUCACUCUGCACAAACAGCAAUAGAGCUGAAGAACGAUUUAAUUAAACUACUUAAAUCUGGAGGUUUCAAUCUUAGAAAAUGGCGUUCAAACUUACCUCUCCUUUUAGAAGACAUGAACGAUUCCGAAAAAGAAUUCGACUUUAAGCACCAGGAGUCAACUAAAACUUUAGGCCUUCGUUGGAAUCCCAAUACCGACGAAUUUAUCUUUUAUCCUAUUAAUUAUAUCCCAAAUAUUACCCCUACUAAGCGACAAUUAUUGUCCGAAAUCUCAAAAAUUUAUGACCCUUUGGGCUGGCUAGUACCAGUCACUACAAAACUUAAAAUUUUAUUUCAAGAAACUUGGAAGUCUGAUCUAGGAUGGGAUCAGCCGAUACCUCAUAAAUUAGUCUUAGAAUGGACUAAAAUAAAAGUCGACAUAUCCUAUAUAUCGCAAUUUAAAAUACCUCGAUGGUUACAAACACAGGAAAAUGACAUAGUGGAGCUCCAUGGUUUUUGCGAUGCUAGUACAAAAGCUUACGCAUGUGUUGUUUAUUGUAGAAUACGAAGAAAAGAUACAACACAAUAUGUCACCAUUGUUGCGGCAACAUCCAAAGUAGUUCCUAUAAAAAAGACCUUAUCCAUACCGCGUUUGGAACUUUGCGGAGCUUUGUUGUUAGCUAAAUUAAUGAAAAAUAUUGUCGAAUCCCUAUCUAAUUUCAGAGUGCAUGUUUACGGUUGGGUCGAUUCUAUGGCAGUCCUAGGAUGGAUAAAUGGCGAACCCGAAAAAUGGAAACCCUUUGUUGCAAACCGUGUCAGAAUGAUUUGUGAAAUAAUCCCAAAAAAUAUGUGGAGAUAUAUUAAUUCCUCGGAAAACCCGGCUGAUUGUGCAAGUCGUGGGUCGACAGCUCUUCACUUGACGAGUCUUUCGCUUUGGUGGCACGGGCCUGAAUGGUUAUCUCAAUGUAAUCUCAAAGAGCAUUCUGAAAAGCCUACAUAUACUACAGAUAUAGAUCUGAAAAAGAAAAACCUGGUUAAUACAAUAACCACCAAUCCCAAUUAUAUAAUACAACAGUUAUUGGAUAAAUAUAGCUCUUUUAGAAAACUUAUAAGAAUUUUAGCCUAUAUUAUAAAAUUUAUCGACAAGAUUAUUUAUAAAAAAACGUUUGAAAAUAAUUAUCUUAGUUUUAAAGAUUUGAGUAAUGCGAGAGAAAUGAUAAUUAGACAUGUUCAGAAAGAAUAUUUUUUUCAGGAAAUAUCUGAACUUUCUGUCGCUAAGGUUUUAAAUAAAAAGAGUCAAAUACUAAAUCUUAACCCCGUUUUAGACUCAACUGGAUUGCUCCGAGUCGGUGGACGGCUGAAAAACUCAAACAUCGAUCCUGAAAUGAAAUAUCCUAUAAUUAUUCCAUCACAAUCGAAGUUAGCUGAGCUUAUUAUAGACGAAGCCCACGAACUUGUAUUUCAUGGUGGGGCUAAAUUAACCGCAGGUUUUAUACGACAAAAAUACUGGAUCCUUAGAGGAAAUAGUGCUGUCAAAAAGAGAUUACGAUCAUGUGUAAAAUGUAAAAAAGUUGAUCCUACAUUACAACAUCAACUUAUGGGCGAUUUACCCCCUUCUCGAGUUACACCUAGCCGACCUUUUCAUAGUACGGGGAUUGAUUUUACGGGACAUGUUUUAGUCAAGGCAAACAAAGGCCGUGGAAUCAAAACAACAAAAGGAUACGUAGCAGUCUUUAUAUGUAUGGUCACAAAAGCUGUGCAUUUAGAAUUAGUAUCAGAUCUUACCACGACAGCUUUUAUCUCUGCGUUGCGGCGAAUGUCAGCUAGAAGAGGGGUUCCGCGACAUAUUUUUAGCGAUCAAGGAACAAACUUCAUAGGUGCCAACAAUAUACUACGACAAGAGUAUACACAGAUCUCAGAAAUCCUAUCAAGUCCUGAGUGUACCUCAGUUAUAUCAGAAAUGAAUAUAGAUUGGCAUUUCAACGCCCCAUCGUGGCCUUCAGCGGGUGGACUUUGGGAGGCUGCUGUAAAAAGCCUUAAACAUCAUCUUAAACGAGUGGUUGGCGAACAAAAACUCACCUUUGAAGAAUAUUCAACUCUUUUAUCUCAGCUCGAGGCUUGUUUGAACUCUCGACCUCUUUGUCCGUUGACAGAAGACCCCGAGAACCUAGACUUUUUAACACCGGCACAUUUCCUAGCAAGCGGUCCUAACUUGACCAUUUUUGAGACAGAAAAUGAUCUUAGAACUCGAUGGCACUUAACUCAGAAAAUCUAUCAUGAUAUUUGGGUCAAAUGGAAGAAUGAAUAUCUCUCACAAUUAUCUAUUAGAUCCAAGUGGAAACGACCUCAAAAAGAUCUCAACUUAAACGAUAUAGUCAUCAUAAAAGAUGAAAAUCUUCCGCCCGGUAAAUGGGCUUUAGGGCGUGUUGUAGAGCUACAUCCCGGAAGUGACGGGCUGGUGAGAGUCGUCACUCUUAAAACCAAGAACGGUUUUAUUAAACGCCCAGUCGUUAAGUUAUCUCUUCUACCUACAAAUAAUAAUAAUCAAUCUUUAAACCAUGACAAGGUCGAUGAAAAGAAGCCUAAAGCGAAGAAGUUCAGCGGCAUCUCUUUCUGUGCUAUGGUUUUAUCUUUAACAUUAUUUUUCCUUUCAAUACUUAGUUCGUGUCAAGCUCAGCAUAGUUACACACCCCGUGAAAAGUGA